AUGCAGGGAAUGGGGACUAUCCGGCUGGGGAGAAGGGCGGUGAUGUACACAGUGGAAACCAUUCCUAAAGGGAAGAACCGAGUGCUGGGGACCAUCCAGAUCAUGACUGGCUUCAUACACAUUAGCUUUGGGAUCAUUCUCAGCACCUUGACCAGUGUAUAUGCCUCAUUCUUUGUGUCUGGAGAGAUCCCCUUCUUGGGAGGAGCAUCCUACAUUGUCUCUGGAUGCCUCUCCAUUGGUGCUGAGAAGAGCCCUACCGAGUGUGCAGUGAAGGGCUCCCAAGCCAUGAAUAUCAUCAGUGCCAUCUUUGCAUUACUUGGAAUACUGACUUUUAUAGUAGAUCUGAGCAUAAAUGGACCAUUUUACUCUGAAGAUAGCCAUCACUAUUCCUUGGUUAUGACGGGCAACAGGAUUGCCAUUGUGUUGCUGACGUUCACUAUCCUGGAAUUUUGCAUUGCAUCUGCCACUGCCUAUUUUUGGUGCCGGGCAACCCGUUCUGACUCCAACGAGGCCAUAUUGAUUGAACCAAACACUAUCAGGACAGAUGCUGAGAUCCCUUGCAUUGAGUCAUCUGCAAAUUAUCCACCAAAUUCCAAUGAUGUAAGUUAUGAUCUAAAAGUAGAGACCGUAUAGAAGACUCAAGGAGGAACAAUGAUGAAGAAAUUACACCUCUUUUGAGGUAAACGAAAAA
Gekko japonicus is the source of this 691-nucleotide messenger RNA. RefSeq names its product membrane-spanning 4-domains subfamily A member 12-like. NCBI's taxonomy places the organism in Eukaryota, Metazoa, Chordata, Lepidosauria, Squamata, Gekkonidae. Gene Ontology annotation, biological process: cell surface receptor signaling pathway. The record is from RefSeq and is a predicted model, not a curated record. The coding region runs from base 1 to 633 and encodes 210 amino acids. The transcript is spliced from 6 exons. Gene Ontology annotation, cellular component: plasma membrane.